UCUUUCAGUCGAUCAAACACCCCCAAAUUUCAACCCCUAGAAUUUCAAUUUCAAUUUCAAUUUCCCUCAAUGGCACCAAAGGCAGAGAAGAAACCCGCUGAGAAGAAGCCGGCAGAAGAAAAAGCACCGGCGGAGAAGAAGCCAAAGGCCGGCAAGAAACUGCCGAAAGAAGCCGGAGCUGCCGCCGGGGACAAGAAGAAGAAGAGAACGAAGAAGAGCGUGGAGACAUACAAGAUCUACAUCUUCAAGGUGUUGAAGCAGGUGCAUCCUGACAUCGGAAUCUCCAGCAAGGCCAUGGGAAUCAUGAACAGUUUCAUCAACGAUAUCUUCGAGAAACUCGCUCAGGAGAGUUCGAGGCUUGCAAGGUACAACAAGAAGCCCACCAUCACCUCACGUGAGAUCCAGACUGCCGUGCGACUUGUUCUUCCGGGUGAAUUGGCCAAACAUGCUGUUUCUGAAGGCACAAAGGCGGUCACAAAGUUUACCAGCUCUUAGGGUGGGUUUCAAAAUGUUAGUGCUUUAGCAAGACAUUUGUUCUAAAAUUGCAUAGAUAGAUUGUCUGAACUGAUCUUGUUUGAGUAGAUAGUCAAUUAUGUUUCAUCUUUUUGUAUCAAAGUAAACUCUCUUUAGUAUGAUAUCACCCUUGUCAAGGACUUCAGGCUCUAUUUCAUGAUUUGUUA
This is a messenger RNA of Helianthus annuus (common sunflower), 680 nucleotides long. Its product is annotated as histone H2B. Gene Ontology annotation, molecular function: DNA binding; structural constituent of chromatin; protein heterodimerization activity. Gene Ontology annotation, biological process: nucleosome assembly. The record is from RefSeq and is a predicted model, not a curated record. Lineage: Eukaryota; Viridiplantae; Streptophyta; Magnoliopsida; Asterales; Asteraceae. Gene Ontology annotation, cellular component: nucleosome. The transcript has a single exon. The coding region runs from base 70 to 495 and encodes 141 amino acids.